Messenger RNA from Melospiza melodia melodia, 2760 nucleotides. RefSeq names its product interleukin 17 receptor E like (gene IL17REL). The transcript has 17 exons. Gene Ontology annotation, molecular function: interleukin-17 receptor activity. Lineage: Eukaryota; Metazoa; Chordata; Aves; Passeriformes; Passerellidae. The coding region runs from base 43 to 1476 and encodes 477 amino acids. The record is from RefSeq and is a predicted model, not a curated record.
UCUGAGGUUUUGCUUUUUGUAAUUUUUUUUUUUUAAUUUAGAAUGAUAAGUUCUUAUGUUCAGAUUCUUCUAAUAAUUCUGUUUUGGAAUGCUGAUUGUCAGAUUAUUCCCAGGAUUGAAGAAUGUGGACUUUCUUGUUCUCAGGGGAUUCACUGUAAAAGCAAACCUUCUGGCGGCAUUUUUAACAGCUUCUGCCAUGAUGCUCCUGCAUCUUUAUCUUCUAUGGUGCUGAAAAGCAUGAAGAUCUCAACAGUGAUGAAAUGUGUGCAAGGAAGCCCAUGCUCUCUUCAUUUAAACAUUAAAGGAACACUGAGUCUGGAUGAGAAUGUCCGUGGGCUGGAAAUAUGUUCUUUUUCACUGGACACACAGCAAUCUCAAUGCAUAAAUGUGAGAUUCACCAGGAAAAAAAGCAAGAUGCUUAAUGGAAAGAAGGUACAGAUACAAUUCAAUUGCAUUGAAGUCAAUGUAGCACAACACAUCUAUGUGACCAUGAAAACUGUACCACAUUACUGUGAAGUCAAGCUGAGUCAGCAAUACUAUGUUGAAGAUUGCAGAAACAGUGAUGUGGGAAAAUAUAUUCCAGCUUGUUCAGCUGGAAAGUUAGCUUAUAAUUUAGACAGGGCAAGGAAAAUGGUAACAGUGAAUGUGUCCAACUUUCCCCAAGAUCAAGAUUAUUACGUUCGCCUGUGCCACAAAUGGUUCACGUGUGAAGAUGCUGGGGCAUUUGCUGUGAUAAAAGGAAAGGAAUCUCUUAAAUCCAUUUCUCUGAAAUACUCUCAGCUACUCCCUUGUCUUUGCAUUGAGGGUUGGCUGGCACUUCCAGAUGCAAGGAGGGUACAGCUUUGUCCCUUUGAAAAUGAUACACAGGUGCUAUGGGACAAUAUUGUUUAUAACCCAUCAACACAAACCCUUGCCUGGGAGCCAGCCUGUCCUGUCCUUGUCAUGGUUAACCUAUGCAGGUUCACCAAGUUGAAUGACCACUGUGAAGAUAUAGAAAAAUCUUUCAAAAAUUCUUCUGAGAAACAGGUCAAAUAUUCUCGUGUGGACACUCACCCAAGACUUUGCAUGAAGUUUACCACCAAACGAGGAUCUUGGAUUAAAUGUCCAUUUGCUCAUGGAGAAUUUCCAGCCUGGAAAAUGAGGACUGCUGCAGUUGCAGAACAAAUACAAGUUUUCUUCACAUCCCAAACCAAGGCACAGUUCUCAGUGCUUGUGUGUAACAGGACGCAGAUGGCUUCAUGUGAAUCUCUUGGGAUGCAUCAUUCAGUCUCUGUGGGAGAUCCUGUUUCAAUCACUAUGUCACAGGAAAUGUGUGGGUCAACAAUUUGCAUUCAGGGCUGGAGAACAGAUGUGGAUUAUUCAGUUCCACUGCAGAUCUGUGAUACCUUCUGCGGUUUUCAUGGUCAGUCAUACAGUGAUGGAAACCCACCAAAAGCCAUGACACACAGGAUGAAGAGUGUGGAGUCCUUGCAUUGAAUCUAACAACAUGUUUUCAAGGUCCUCAGGAUCUUCUCAACAUUGUAUUGUGGUGCAACUUGCAAUUCUGGUCUAACUGGUCAUCUCUCAUGACAGUAGUUUCUGAUUACUGUGAGAUUAUUCUCAUGAGUGAAGAAUUUAGCAAGUUGAGCCUACUGUAAUAUGACAAAUUCAGAUUGGGAUUCCUUAUUUCCCAGUAUUUAAAAAAAGGGUCUUAGAAUGACACAGACACAUUUUAUGAAAAGUCCUUUCCUUAGGAUUUUUCCUCCUGAGAAGUUGAGAGGCCUCAGGAACAAAAUGCAAACAAUAAUUAUCUGCUGCUGUGGAAUGCAACAGGUGCAUCUGUGAUUGGUCUCAUGUGGUUGUUUUUGAUUAAUGGCCAAUCACAGCCCAGCUGGCUUGGACUCUCUGUCCAAGACACAAACCUUUGUUAUUCUUUCCUAUUCUAUUCUUAGCUAGCCUUCUGAUGAAAUCCUUUCUUCUAUUCUUUUAGUAUAGUUUUAAUAUAUAUAAUAAAAUAAUAAAUCAAGCCUUCUGAAACAUGGAGUCAGAUCCUUGUCUCUUUCCUCACCCUGGGGCCCCUGUGAACACCAUCAAUUAGAUCAUCUAGAAAAUCAGGUCCACAUUUCCCAUCUAAAGUAGUAUUUAUACAAAACAUGCUAUAAGUGAAUACUUUCAUGGUACUUUGUGUAACUAUAGAACAAGUAUUUCAGAUUUUCUUGUUGGUAGCUUUCAUUUUUAAGCCAUAAGCAAAAAUUUUCGAGAAAUGAAUAAUGGAGGAAGUUUUCUCAGCUUUGAUAAAUUAUUUUUCUUUGCAAUUUCCUGUCUUGAUUUUCUCAUGCCAUUCUGAUGAUCUCACCAUGACAGACCAUGUUCUUUAAGUAUAUCUAAUAACUUCUUUCUGUGUUUGCAUUUGUGUUUGCCUUGAAGAUAAUUUUCCUAUUUGUCUGAGGUGGUACAUGUCUUUGGUUGAUUGCUAUUUAAAACUGUCUUGUGGAAAUCUGGUCUAGAAAGAACCAGUUUAAUGGAAAUAGUUUUCCCCAUUAUAUCAGUAUUUAUACUCAAUUGUUAAGGAUAAUAUUACACACUCUACUGAUUAACAAAUAUUUGGCCUUUAUUUCACUGAAUAGUCCUGUCAAACAUGCUUCCUGUUGUGUAACAUGGGAAUAAAGUAAAAUAAAAGAUGAUUAAUAGCUUAUCCUGAAACCAUGUGGAAUUGAUCAUGUGAGAUCAGGAAUGUGGAUGAGGAGUAAGGGAACAAGAAGUUAGUUGAUCAAUAAAAAA